AUGGCAGGCCCUCUCCAGGUUGGAGACCUUAUCAGCCUCGGGCGCCUAGCCUGGGAAGUCUACCGCUUUGGCUGGUCUGAAGAACAUAAUGCAACAAGACAAUAUGAAGAAUUUGGAAGAGAUGUCAGAGGUCUCGCCAAGAAUCUCGAUAUCCUUAGCAGAGUAGUUGCAUCGGCAGACAACUCUCUCCAGAGUCAAAGACGGCAAGGCGCUCCGGCAAGGCUACGAUGGGACCGGACGUCGCUGAUUCAGAUCAUUGGGGACUACGAGAUGACAUUACGAGAAUGCAAUGAACUUCUAAGAUCAAACAGUCGAUAUCGUGUAGGAACCAACCCUUUACGCAACCUGGAAUGGAAUGUACUCGUUCAGCCCGCAGCUGAUCAACUGCGCCAAAGGAUCACGCUGCACAACUCGAAGAUCCUGCACGUCCUGAAACCGUUUGAAGUUGAUCUCCUUUUACGGGUACGACAAGAUAUUGAGCUCAUGCAUCGAGACCUCGCGGACCGCAUCACAGCUGCUCAUCAUGACAUCCGCCGUCUGAUGGGAGUUCUUAUCCCUGACCUUGAUGAAGCCCUCGACCAAAGAGUUCAGCGCAGUGUUGUACUACUAGAAGUGCCGGUGGACUUGGACGAACAGUUCCGGUUUGCAGCGCUCACUGGUCACUCCGAGUAUCGCACCGAGGCGGACUUCGAGCUCACCGAGCUGUCGGAUGCAUUCAUACUGAACUUUCAUAAGAGCACAAUCAACUUCAAGUCUGGUAUGGUUGUUGAAGAACGUGUUCCGACGGUUGACCAGUAUCUCAACUUGUUGAAGUGUGUAUGGAUUUUCAAGAGAAUUCAGGCGGCCCCUGCUUUGCGGGAGGCGGAUAAGGACACUUCCCACUGGCCAUCCUACGCCCGGCAACUGGAAGAUGACCUAUCAUCCCAAUGCGCUCGAUUUGGCCGCGAGUUGGUGACGCCAAGAAUAAUCAUUUCGACGCUCAAACGAGACAUGUUCACGAUCUGGCCAGAGAAAGAACCCGCCCCUCUUGUUGACCUUGUUACAAAAGACGAGAUGAUGGAACAACUGCUAGAGGUCCCAGGUAUCGAGAAGAAAGCCAAGCUCCUUCGAAGGCUAGACGCAGAUGGGCGAAGAUUCAGAAUCAUCAUGUCUGGAUCUGCUCAAGCGGGAUCGGGAAAACCAAGGCAGCAAACUGAGAAAUUUGACUUCGACAUCACCACAAUGGUCUUUAACCCACAAUACGCAUUGCCCACAGGCGCUCAUAUGACACAAGAGAUCAUCCUAAGACAGAACGAGAGAAUCGCAAGGCUGGACUUCAUGGACGGAGCUGAUAUACUGAGGUUCCAGCAAGCGGUCACUGGAUUCAAGCCAUGGGCCUCUGCCACGCAGUACGACUGUCAAGUCAUUUUCGUCCUGGGUGGCGUCAAAGAGACAAUCAUGGAGAACGCUUGCCUUCAACUCUGGAUACCCAAAUCAACCGAGGGCUCGCUUGUCACCAAUAGCGAUGCCGCAGUCAACACCAUCAAGGCUUCAUCAAGCCGUCAAAACUCCAUAUCGACCCUUGCCUCUGGAGCGAUGCCAAGUUCGCCCCUUUCAGGGAGCAGGCCAUUUGCAUCACCGGCGCAGACGUUCUCGUCUUACGGAAAUGGCGGAGAUGGCUUCGCUAUGGGUCCCCCUGGCCGUCACCCAAGCCUUCCAACCAUACGACAGAGACAGCCCACAGGGCCCGAGUUCUACGGAUCGUGGCCGGGAAGAACUUCCCCAGAGCCGAUAGGAUCAUCGCCUGUAGAACGACAGAGCUUCUUCCCGAUACCGGGACCGCCGCGACAGGCUCCACCCCGGAAGCCAGUCGGAUCAACCCCAUCUCCUCGGCGUUCCAGUUCUCUCUUUCCGCCUCCUUCCAGCAGUACAACUAUGACCAAUAACGGGCGUUCUUUCAGCAUAUCGAGUGGCGUCUCAAGCAACAGUAACUCAUCGAAUAGCGAUGUUCGAAGUGUUAGCAUUUCUACAGGAACAAAUUCCACAGGGCUCCUUCACAAGCGCCCAGUGAAGCCGAUGCUGGUCUUAUUCACACAAAACCGACAAGGAGAUAAGUUCUCGUUUGUGACGGUUCAGAUUGACGACGAAACAAACAUGAAUCCAGAGCGCUGCAACUGUCGCCGAUCCGGAAGAGAUGGGGCAUCCUGCGAUAUCGCGGCAAUCGAGAGGAAGAAGGGUGAUGCUCCUAUUUCAGCCCGAAGAUAUGAGCAGUCACCGUCGGACGGCGAGAUGGACUGGAACUUGGCCCGGUUGGCGCUGAACAACCCUGCCUCGACAAGCGACAGUGUCAACUGGCCCAACCUCAAACGUCUUAGCAUCAAAUUUCCAACUCCGCAGGCACGAGCUAAGUUCUGUGGCACACCAAAUGUCUGCCAUUGCAAGAUCAAGAAGGAAGGUGACUUGCUCAAGUGCAUACAAGAACGCCAUCGCGGACUCUGGGGAGAGGUCCAAGAGAACUACAGGAGGCAGAUGAACAGCUUUCACAAGCAGCGAUACGAGAGCAGAUCUCAUGUGGUGUAUGGCGUAACGAGUUGA
Molecule: messenger RNA, 2574 nt
Organism: Fusarium musae
Lineage: Eukaryota; Fungi; Ascomycota; Sordariomycetes; Hypocreales; Nectriaceae
Exons: 6
Coding region: 1-2574 (857 amino acids)
Source: RefSeq, a predicted model, not a curated record